Messenger RNA from Odocoileus virginianus texanus, 6203 nucleotides. The record is from RefSeq and is a predicted model, not a curated record. NCBI's taxonomy places the organism in Eukaryota, Metazoa, Chordata, Mammalia, Artiodactyla, Cervidae.
AUGGAUGCUGUGNAGGCUUGGCAAGACAAACAGAAAGUACUAGAAGACCAAGAGAAAGAAACUCUCAAAGUUCAGAGGGAUAGAGAAGAAAAGCAGUUUCAAGAAGAAGAAGAAAAAAGACACUGUUGGAUGAAACAAUUUGAAGUUGAAAAGAAGAAAUUAGAGAAUAUUCAGAAGCAAGAACAGGACAAGAUGAAUGAUGAACUUCAUAAAGAGGAGAAAAUAUGGAAGGAGAGAUUUAAACAGCACACGGAAUUUAUUAGAAACUUACAUUUACAAAUGGAAGAAGAAAGAACAAAAUUUAAAGACCUACAGGAAAAAGAAAAAAUGCGUUUGUUAAAACUGCAGCAUAAUGCAGCUGUAAAAAUUCAAGCUAAAUAUAAAGCAUUUGUGGCCUACCAAAAAUAUGGCCCAAUCAUAAAGGAACAAAUAGAAAGUAAGAAAAAGAAAGCACAAGAGUGGAAGGAAAAGGAAGCAAAAAUACGACAGAUAGAAGAAGAAAAACGGAAACGAUUAGAGGAGAAACAAAGGAUAGAAGAAGAGAUAGAAAAGCAGAUGCAAGAGGGAAGGAAAAGGAGAGAAAAAGAAUAUAUGGGGAAAAAGAACAUCCUGAGACAAGAAAGGGAACAAUUACUAAAGAUGGAAAAAUUGAUACUGAGAGAAGCUGCAAAAAAACAGCUAAUAAUAAGUAGAGCAUUAAAGAAGGGAGAAUAUAAUGCCAAACAUUUGACUAUUGAGGGUACAUCAAAGAAUAAGGAUGAUGGAGCCGAAAAGCUAGGGGGUGGAAAGUUAAAAAUGUGGGAAGCUGCUUCUCCUUGGUUAGCUGAAGAGUCAGAUAAGAGGAAAAAUGUAGAUAGACAGCUUGUAUUGAAAGAAUCGGUGCAAGUGCAAUUAAAAGAAUCUAUGUCAAGCCAAGCAAUCUGGGCAGUAUUUAAAGUGGAGGAAAAAAAUGAAAACCCAGCAGUACAGUGUUCACAAGAAUUGGUCAAGCAAAAAAGGAAUUAUGAAAACAUAGAUCAAAAAAAUAAAUUGGAAAACCUGCAUCUAAAAGAAAAUGUCAAAGAAGAGUUUCAACUGCAAGAAUUACAGUUUCAAGUACAAAAAGAGGAAGUCUUGAAACCUUCCAUAAAUGAGACUAUGAGACAAGAAACCCAAAUAAUAUUAGGAAAUAAUCAAGAAAUUGAUGAAGUAAAAGACAGUGAAUCACAGAAAAUAAUUGAUGAUAACCAACACAAUAAGAUGCAAAAAGUAGAAAAAGAAAUAUCAGGACAGUUUGGAACAUUGUAUGAAGAAAAUAAUAUAAAGGAAAUUUCAGUGGUUUCAAUGAAACAAAACCCCGUACCACUGAAAUUAGAAAAAUCUGAAGAUAUAGGGGAAAAUACAUUACUACAAGAAGAAGAAAUUGAUUUAAAAUCUAAAGAAGCAGAGGAAAACCCAAAAGGCUGUGCUCUGAAUAGUGACUUGGUUUUUAACACUAAUGAUGCUGUGAUAAAUGUAGAAGGCAAAAUAAGCAAGCAAAAUUAUAUUGUAGAUGCUCCUUGUGAAGAUUUGGGUGGCUAUAAUGCAAAAAACGAUUUGGUUUUUAAAGAAGUAAACUCUCUUAAGUCUCAGAUUCAAGAAAUUCCAGAAGAAUGUCAUGAAAAUACAGCUGAAUGUGAAAAUAAAGCGUCCUGCUCUGUGCCAGAGCCAACACUUCUGUCUUCUAUUGAAGAAAAGAGGCUAGCUUGGAUAACAUCAUUUAAACCCUGGUUUGAAAUUUUCAGGCAAAAUCAACAGAAGAAAAUUGUUAGAAGAAGGAGACUUAUAAAAUGCCCAGUCAACACGAUGCCCCCUUUGAAUGCACUAGAAAUUCUUCGGUGUGGUCCUUGGGAUACUUUACAGCAGGUUGCAACAAUAACAUUUCAAGAUUUGCCAGGUUGUAGUCUCUCCACACUGGCAGAGUGUCCAAAUCUGCAGUUUCUGUCUCUUCGACGCUGUGGAUUAACUUCCUUGCACAGUCUGAGUAACUGCAAAAAACUGAAGUACAUUGAUGCACAGGAAAACCAUAUUGAGACUAUCAACUGUGAAAAUUUGGAAAAUCUCUGCAUUGUUCUUCUUAAUAAAAAUCAAUUGACUUCUCUUCACGGUUUGGAUGGCUGCACCAAUAUCCAAAGUCUUGAACUUUCACAUAAUAAAAUCACUCGAAUUGGUGGCUUAGAAUCAUUGAAAAAUCUUCAGAAGCUAGUCGUGGACCAUAAUCAGUUAAUUAGUACAACAGGUCUUUGUGAUACACCUACCCUUAUAUACCUGGAUUGUUCAUAUAAUCAUCUUACUGAAGUUGAGGGCAUUGAAAACUGUGGAUUGCUGCAAAUACUGAAGUUACAGGGAAAUUAUCUAAGUGAGCUUCCAUUCUUGGGGAAUCACGUUCUUCUCAGAGAAUUGCACUUGAAUGAUAACAGCAUUUCAACUGUGGAAACAUUUUCUUCAUACUGGCUGCCUUUACUGCAAAUCCUGACUAUCUCUCAAAACAGCUUGACAAAAAUCGUACCACUUUUUCAUUUUGUUUCUUUGGAAAAACUGGAUGUCAGCGACAAUUGUCUUUCUGAUCUUACAAGUGCCAUAAAGUGGUUUGAUGCAUGCUUUUCUCUCCAUGAAUUGUCUCUUACUGGAAAUCCACUUCUUCAAGAAGUAAACUGGAGGCAUUCUCUACUUAAGAUAUUACCUGCUCUAAGAAUCCUGAAUGGUGAAAGGUUAACCUCUUAUUCAGAAAGUCACAGUGAAGAACACUAUAAACUAGAAUUGGAGCAUUUCCUGGAACACUGUCAGUCCCAAAUUAGAGAAUUUAACUUACUAAGUGAAAAAUAUAUUACUGGAGACAGAAAUAUUUUCACCUUGGAUGUUGCACAAAAUCUCUGCUAUUAUUUUAAGAAAUUGAUGACACUUAGUAACGAAUGUCGAUGUGUUCAUGAACAUGGGGAUGUAACUAUCACCAGGAGAGGUGAAUCAGAAGCCCAGCAAAAUUAUUUACCUCCUACACACAGUGAUAGCAUUCAGCAAAAUAGAGUUCUUUACUCUUUUGCAAAUGAAUAUAAACUGAACUCGCCAGAUAUUUCUGAGAAAUGGAUGGACUCUGGCCCUAGUCAUUUCUCAUCAACCAACCCCUCCUUAUGUGAAGAUACUAAAGAAAGAAAUCAGUUAGAAAUAGUAGAACAGAAAAGAGAAGAUAGCAAGACAAGCAGUUUCCCCAGCAAAACAAUACCGUUCAUUGAAACAGUAAGGACAAGGUUUCUGCUGAAGAACUGCCAGAAUACUGAACAUCAUGAAAAAAUUAUGGCAGCUCUGGUAAUCCAGGCGUACUGGCGUGGUUACAUUGUGCGCAGGCAGAUUCAUUUCUCUGCAGAGCUACACCCUGCUACAAUAGGACCCCUGACAUCCCAGCCAAAUUCUUGCAUCGAAAAACAAACUGUUUUAAAGAAAGAAAAAAUUAAAAAUACCGUGAAUAUCCAAGAACAGGAGGAGAAGGCUGCUAUUCUUAUUCAGGCAGUUUGGAAGGGCUUUCUUUUGCGAAAGAAACUGACAACAGCUCUAGAGUCUAUUAAGAAUGAAGAAUCUGAAGAAGAAUAUGAAGAAAUAGAUUUAGAAGAUUUUACAUUUGAUGAAGCUGCCUUAGAGAAGGAAUGGCUUGCUUUAGAUUCCGCCCGCUUCCCUUCACAAACACUGCUUCUUCCAAACCAGCUGCACUGGCCAAAGUUCUCUGGAAUCUUAAAAUGUGAUGAUACUUCACUUAAUUUACCAAGUCAUCCAGCUCAAGCAUGGCUAUGUAAUGAGAAAGAAAAUUUGCUUUCAUCAGAACACACACAAUUUAAUAGCAGAUCAGAAAGUAGAACUUUACCCAGACCACCUGAAGCAAAGACCAGCCGAAAGAGUCUGCUAAAGUCUGAAAAAGAAGAAAAAAUUUCAGAAGAAUGGGGUUUUAAGGAUAUUUCUACUGCUCAGCAGAUGCUGAAGAGAGCACAGAAAAUGAAAUCAAAGAAAUUAAGGAAAAAAUUAGAUCCCACUGUACGCCUGGCAUUAUUCAAAAACAAUGAAAAUAAAGUUUCUGUUACAAAACCACCAGAGAAAGCACAGCCCCAAAGAGAUGGUUUCUUUGAAGAUAAGGAAGAAUACUUUAUAUAUAAUACCACUGCAAAUGAAAAACUAGAAAGGAGUAAAGAAUAUACAUACCAGUGGCUUCAUACACAGGUUGGGGUUCUUGAAACGACUGGUUCCAGAAAUAUGAAAUGCAGUCACUUCUUGCCUGAGUUAGAUCCAGACGUACUUAAUGGUGGAAGAGUUCAGCUUGUGGCAAGACUUGUAAGCAGAGAAGACACGGAUUUAGACCUUUUUUCCAUGACCAGUGGAAGUGCUUCGUCUGUGAAGACAGAAAAAAAAAUUCAGGCACACAGACACUCAGCGGGAUCUUCAAGUUGCUCAAUUAAGGGAAUCCUUGCACCAAUGAUAGCAAAUACAAGAUCUUCUAAGAAAGAACGUAUAUCAUUCCGUGACAAUCCUGUACAACUCAGUGGUGGAUGGGGAAGUGGCAAAAAGAAGAUGAAAACUUCAAACUAAUCCUUCAAGCUUCAGCAUUCAAAACAUAUGGCACAUUGCUGCAAGAGAUCUGUGGCUGUCUGGUCAUGUUACCAACCGGAUACAAUGUUUUAGAGUACUGUAUUUAAUUUGUAUUAAUAUACAUAUUUCACAAUUCUAUUUCCUGGUGGACUUAUUUUCCAUAUGUAAAAUACAGUUAUGCUGUUGUUCCUGUGUUCAUGUGGGAUGAAUUCCAGAAGUGAAUUAUUGAAAUAUUGUAAUGGAAUUUGCAUAUCCAAUUUCUUUUUUAUUUAAAAUGCUUAUAACACAUGUACUAGAGAUGAUUUUUGUUACCAAUAAUAAAUUGUAAUACCAUAAAUACAUCAUAAGAAAAUAUAGCUAUACUUUAUUGGCCAUUUAUAGUAUUAAUGGGUUAUUAAUAUAUUAAUAAAUUUUAUUUGACUAUUACUAUAAUUGGAUAUUUCAAACAUAAAUUGUUAUAUAAAAGAAUUCAGAAUAGAAAAUGAAAAUAGAUUUUUUGUUUUACUUUGUAAUCUUAAAUAGAUUAGAGUUAAGGUAAAAAUAUAUAUGUUCCAUUUAAAUUUAGAUGACAUAGAUUUAAAUAUCAAUUAAUGAAUUGGAUAUUUUACCUGUAAUGUAUCUUUCUUACCAUUUAUUAAGGGUAAAUGCUUAUUCAAGUUCAUUAAUAAUAUUCUUCUGAUUCAAAAGUACUCUUAUAAUUUUUUAAGUGCCUUAAAAUAAUUAUUGUUAAAAAAUCUUUCCAAUGUUUUAAACCCUGGUCUUAUAAUUUUAUAAGGUUAAUAUAUUUUCUAAAGCUGCAGAUGAGUUUUAUUAAACUAUUCCUAUUGUGUGCUUAAUAUUCUGUGAUAUCUUAGCAAGUAGAAUAUGCAAAAUGCUGCAUUUACCUUUCAGACCACUUAGGAUCUUAACUCUCCUGAGUUUGGGGCUUUUUUCACAAAGCUAAAUUUUCAGUGACUUUUCAGUCUGUUGCUGUGUAAUAGGAUCCAGUGAACUUUUGGUUUGUCUUGCUGCUUUCCUUAUUCUUUAUUGAAAUGCUUCAUUUUGAAAUGAUUAGCAGAUUUAGAGAUUCAUUCAUUUAGUUUGCAUCCCUCAUCUACUUUUGGAGCUCUUUUGCAUCUCAAGCCUGUAAAUAUCUUUUAACUUGAUUGAGAUGGAAAUGUUAAUGAGCCUUGAGCUGUCAAUUGAUAAAGAAAACAUAAAUUCAUAUGUUGUGGCCUCGAAAUUGAGGCUUUGGAAGUAAGCUCCAUGUGUAAUUGUUUUGUGAAUGAUGUUAUGUCAUAUUUUUACUAAUAGCAUCCACAAACCAACAUAAUAUAAUGAUGGAAAAUAUUUUAUCUCAGCUUAAUGUGAGCCCUUCAAGAGAAAAACCACAUUAAAGCUGAUAUUGAUGGCGUUUUAUGGUUCAGAUGUGCAAUCAAUAAAGUGGAAAGGCUGGUAUGAAAAGUGAGAUGUUUAUGAUUAAACUGCUUUAGAGCCUAAAAUAAUUUAAUCUCUAGUUUCCUUAUUCUGUGAUCUGUGUAAUUGUUUCAUAAUAUUAAUUUAGAGGAAGAUGAUGGGUGUUGAUGCUCCUUAAAUUUGUAGGUUAUGACUCAUUUAUUUGUCAAUAAAAUAGUUUC